This is a messenger RNA of Periophthalmus magnuspinnatus, 3077 nucleotides long. It is a transcript of the gene has3, whose product is annotated as hyaluronan synthase 3. Lineage: Eukaryota; Metazoa; Chordata; Actinopteri; Gobiiformes; Gobiidae. The transcript has 5 exons. Gene Ontology annotation, molecular function: hyaluronan synthase activity. The record is from RefSeq and is a predicted model, not a curated record. Gene Ontology annotation, biological process: hyaluronan biosynthetic process; extracellular matrix assembly. Bases 72 to 1739 code for a protein of 555 amino acids.
CCGGCUUCAGCCACCGAGCCGGACCACUGAGAACGGGGGGGCCAGCGCACAGGGUCCAUCGGUUCAGGAAGAUGCCCUCUCGCUGCAGAAAUGCGGUGAACAUUGUGGUCACCACUCUGUUUGCAGCAGUGGUUCUGUUCACCAUCCUGCUGGCCUAUGUCACAGGAUAUCAGUUCAUCCACACUGAGCAGCAUCACCUGUCUUUCGGCCUGUAUGGCGCUUUCCUGUCCCUGCACCUUCUCCUGCAGAGCCUGUUUGCGUUCCUGGAGCAUCGGCACAUGAGAGCCCCGGCUCGCCCCCAGCACCUGCGCCGCACAGUGGCCCUGUGCAUCGCUGCCUACCAGGAGGAUCCCGACUACCUGAGAAAGUGCCUGCGCAGUAUUCGCCGGAUCUCCUUUCCUGGACUCAAGGUGGUGCUGGUGGUGGAUGGAAACAAGCCUGAGGACCGUUACAUGAUGGACAUUUUCCAGGAGGUGAUGGGCGGGGUGGAUCAGGCUGGGAGCAUGGUGUGGAAAGGGAACUACCACAGCGAUGGGAGUGGAGGAGCAGUGACAAACAAGAACACAGUGCACAUGGAGGAAGCUGCAAGGGUGUCCCGGCUGGUCAGAGGCUGUCGCUUCUCUUGUGUCAUGCAAGAGUGGGGCGGAAAGAGGGAGGUCAUGUACACUGCAUUCAAGGCCCUAGGAGACACUGUGGACUAUGUGCAGGUGUGCGACUCGGACACAGUGCUGGACCCCGCCUGCACUAUAGAGAUGCUAAAAAUAAUGGAAGAAGACCCAAUGGUGGGAGGGGUCGGCGGAGACGUACAGAUACUGAAUAAGUACGACUCGUGGAUCUCCUUUCUGAGCAGUGUGCGUUACUGGAUGGCUUUCAACAUUGAGCGUGCAUGCCAGUCAUACUUCGGCUGUGUGCAGUGUAUCAGUGGUCCUUUGGGGAUGUACCGAAACUCCUUACUUCAGCGCUUCCUGGAACCCUGGUACCAUCAGACCUUCUUGGGUUCGAAAUGCAGUUUCGGAGAUGACCGCCAUCUCACCAACCGGGUUUUGAGCUUUGGCUACAAAACAAAGUACACAGCUCGCUCACAGUGUCAGACUGAAACUCCAACACAGUACCUGCGCUGGCUCAACCAGCAAACCAGAUGGAGCAAGUCGUACUUCCGUGAGUGGCUCUACAAUGCCCUCUGGUUCCAUAAGCACAGCCUCUGGAUGACCUAUGAGUCUGUGGUGACAGGAUUCUUCCCUUUCUUUUUGGUGGCUACAGUGAUCCACUUGUUUUAUCGGGGAAGACUGUGGAACAUUCUGCUCUUCCUGCUAACAGUGCAGCUGGUGGGCAUGGUCAAAGCCACGUACGCCUGCUUUCUACGAGGCAGCUUGGUCAUGAUUUUCAUGUCCCUCUACUCUCUUCUCUACAUGUCCAGUCUGUUACCAGCUAAAAUCUUUGCCUUGCUUACCAUUAACAAGGCAGGUUGGGGCACUUCGGGGCGCAGGAAAAUAGUGGUGAACCUGAUUGGGGCUGUGCCUGUCACUGUAUGGGCUCUGGUGCUGCUGGGGGGAGUAGUCUACACUAUUUACUGUGAAACCCAGGAGCCCUUUAGUGAGACAGAGAAAGCCUUGUUGAUAUCAGGGACGGUAUUAUAUGGCUGCUACUGGAUUAUUUUACUGGUCCUCUAUUUGGCAAUUGUAGCCAAGAGGUGUAACAAGAGAGAAGAGCAAUAUCAGCUGCCAUACACAGAGGGAUAAAUCUGGUCUGGAGACCAGCAGACUCUAACAGCAGGGUCAGGUCUUGCAGUAGCAGGACUGAAGUCCCCUCUGUGAGCGGUUUAUGUGGUGCUAAGAGAUGAAGAGGAACAGGUCUCAGAUCCGGGACAGGAAUUGGGGCCAAACAGCACCCUUAUUUACUUCAUUGGUGCUUCACACACAGAGCCAAAUUCAAUGGCUAUAAGUGGUUUAUGCACAAGCUCUACCGAGCAGUAUGACAUUGUAUAAAACUGUGAUGAAAUGGGACAGCAUGGUCAAAGGAAACAGGAUAAAUCAGUGGAACUUAGCUUAGUAUGAACAAUCAGUCCUAAACUUCUGUCUCUACAGUUGGUUGUUUUAUCAGGGCAGCUUGACUUAAGCUAUAUUCACUUUCAGUAAAUGUACAUUCGUUGCUUUGUUCCUGCAUUGAAUUUAAACACUUCAGUUUAUGACAAGUCACCAUAUGUAGGUCUAUUGCUUUAACUAUAAUUUGGCCUUCAUUACUGCUCUGCAUGUAAACGUCAUUGACCAAUCAGAAUUUUUAUUAACCUAACUUGCUGAAGUGGGACUAAACAUCUCCACUCCUCACACAACCAAAAUUUAAACAGAGUUGGUAAAAGUGGGCAAAGUUUGUAGGAAUAACUAAACAGUACACAUUGCCAUUAAAACAACAUGUAAACAAUUUAGUCACAAAAGAGUCAAGUGUUCAGUCCCACUUUAAAUUGUUUUUGAUCUUAAUUUCUCUUCCAUUUUUAGAUUACUUUUGUUGGAUUCUCAAUUUAUUUUUAUUAUUGAAUUGAGCAACGUUCAGAAUUCAUUUAAUGUUAUUUAUUUAUUUAGAUAUAAAUUAAUGAAAGUUGUUGUCAAUGCACUGCAAAAAUAGUACUUGUAUGUCCAUGUUGGUUGUAAAUAUUAUCGGACCACUGCUCAUAAUGCUCUAAAGGUACUAUACAUCAAUAUUACAUUGUUUUAACAUGUAAAAAUACAGCCUCAAUGGCACCAAUGGCAAUGUGCCUCUAUGAGAUCAGGCUUUGAGAUCAACAUGGAUCUCCACGCUUACAUUAGCAGUAUUUUAAUGUGGCCACUGCCAAGUUCUGUCAAGUUUGAAUAAAAACAGUUGUUACAGACAGCACCUGCCAGCAUCAAAAUUUUGAAUAUCAUAGCUUAAUAUUAUUCUACUUUUCAGUAUUGCAUUGAUAAUUGAGGUAUUUUGUUGGUGCGUUUAGGUCUCAAACAAGCAGAAAGGUCUGUGAGUUCACAGCCAUGAUACUUAGUUUAGAGCGAUAAAUUGAUUCAUUACUGACUUGAAUUCCACAAACAUGGUAAUUUCCAUCUUCUGUU